AAAGAAAAUAUUUAUGGAUUUUUUGGUUCAUAAUUAAGUGCUUCGAGGAAAAACAGAAAAAGGAAUAAACUUAAAAGACUGUUAUAGAUUUAAAAUAAACUUUUUUUAAACAAAAAAUAAUGUAUAAACUGUUCAUAGUCUCCUGUCUAGUGAUUGCUUUGCAAAUAGUCAAAGCUCAACAACAACAGUACACCACACCAGUGCCAAUUCUAAAACAGAUCGACAGACAAAAUUCAGAUGGUUCGUACACGUACGGAUAUGAAGCGGCAGAUAAAAGUUUUAAAAUUGAAACGAAAUAUCCCAAUGGAGAAGUGUAUGGCAAAUAUGGUUAUGUGGACGAUCAGGGGAGUGUGCGGGAAAUAGAGUAUGGUGCCACAAAAAGAGGUUUUGAACCAGCAGGCAGUGACAUAAAUGUACCACCACCCACAUUGACCAACAGUAAAGCUACACCUUUGGGUCCCAAUGAAAUCGACGAUGGCCAGUAUCGUGAAAAUCCUGCUGAUUAUUAUACUGGUCAAAAAUACAAUCGCCCAGUGGCUGCCAGUAAAUUUAGUUUGAAUAACUACCAACAGCCCAGACCCCAACCAGCCUAUAACCCUCCAGCACCAGCCUAUAACCCACCAGCACCAGCCCACAAUCCAUCCUCAGUAUUUAAUCAUGCGCCCGCUUUUAGACCUCAAGCACCAGCUCCAGCUCCCCAACCACAAUAUUAUAAUCCACCUCCACAACAGCCCCACUACCAGCCUAACUACCAGCCCAAUUACUAUCAACAACCUCAAGCACCCCAGCCCCAAUAUAAUCCCUAUAAUCCACGCAGUUCUCCCAGUCACUUUCAUCCAGCCGUUAAGAGUCUUGACAUUUGGAGUGGUUCUUAUAGUUUGGAUUAUACGGGUAGAAAGUAGACUUACGCAGAUUUGCAGCUGUUGUUGAAGAUGUGUCAAGGGUUUAGUAAUUUAAGUGCAAAAGAAAUGAUCAAAUUGUUAGAAAUAUAAAGUAUCCUUAGAUUGUCUGCCAUUAAGACUAAAAACUUAUGAAAUAUUUACUAUUCAUUUUUUGUGU
Molecule: messenger RNA, 1059 nt
Organism: Calliphora vicina (urban bluebottle blowfly)
Lineage: Eukaryota; Metazoa; Arthropoda; Insecta; Diptera; Calliphoridae
Gene: Cpr97Eb
Product: Cuticular protein 97Eb
Exons: 3
Coding region: 120-902 (260 amino acids)
Cellular component (GO): chitin-based extracellular matrix
Molecular function (GO): structural constituent of chitin-based larval cuticle
Source: RefSeq, a predicted model, not a curated record